Messenger RNA from Punctularia strigosozonata HHB-11173 SS5, 1717 nucleotides. RefSeq lists its product as uncharacterized. Gene Ontology annotation, molecular function: ATP binding; ATP hydrolysis activity; ATP-dependent protein folding chaperone. Gene Ontology annotation, cellular component: cytosol; chaperonin-containing T-complex. The record is from RefSeq and is a predicted model, not a curated record. Gene Ontology annotation, biological process: protein folding. Bases 25 to 1599 code for a protein of 524 amino acids. Lineage: Eukaryota; Fungi; Basidiomycota; Agaricomycetes; Corticiales; Punctulariaceae. The transcript is spliced from 8 exons.
UUUGCCUCAGCCUUUCAUCACAAAAUGUCUAUGCACAUCUUCGGGGACGAGGCCACAGAGGAGAAAGCGGAGAAUGCGCGUCUGUCGUCUUUCGUCGGGGCUCUCGCCCUAGGAGAUCUUGUUAAGUCUACGCUGGGACCGAAGGGCAUGAACAAAAUCCUCCAGUCAGGAUCGACGGGCGAUAUCAACGUAACGAACGACGGGGCGACUAUACUGAAGGGGAUACAACUCGACAACGCGGCCGCAAAAAUCUUGGUGAAUAUUUCGAAGGUGCAAGAUGAUGAGGUCGGCGACGGCACGACGAGCGUCUGUGUGCUCGCGGCGGAGCUGUUGCGGGAGGCAGAAAAGUUGAUCGCGCAGAAGAUACAUCCUCAGACGAUUGUGGAGGGCUAUCGGAUAGCAAGCGCUGCUGCGCUCGGCGCACUUGAGAAAGCUGCGGUAGACAACAGCUCAGAUCCAGCUCAAUUCAGAGCGGAUCUGGUCAACAUCGCGAAAACGACCUUGUCGUCCAAGGUUCUCUCACAGGACAAGGACUACUUCGCGAACCUGGCCGUCGAUGCGGUGUUGAGGCUGAAGGGAUCCACGGAUCUUGAACAUAUCCAAAUCAUCAAGAAAGCCGGCGGAAAGCUUACGGAUUCGUACUUGGACGAAGGUUUUAUCUUGGACAAGACGAUUGGAGUCAACUGCCCGAAGCGGCUGGAAAACGCGAAAAUUCUGAUUGCCAACACGGCAAUGGACACGGACAAGAUCAAAAUAUUCGGCGCGCGCGUCAAGGUCGAUGGAACUGGAAAGCUAGCCGAGCUGGAGCGAGCCGAGAAGGAGAAGAUGAAGGCCAAGGUGGAGGCUAUCGCCGCUCACGGGAUCAACGUCUUCGUGAACAGGCAGCUGAUCUACAACUACCCGGAGUCCCUGUUGGCGGAGAAGGGCAUCCUGACGAUAGAGCACGCCGAUUUUGAGGGCGUCGAGCGAUUAUCGCUGGUUACCGGUGGUGAGAUUGCGAGCACGUUUGAUCGGCCCGAUCUCGUCAAGCUCGGACACUGCGAGCUCAUCGAGGAGAUUAUGAUCGGCGAGGACAAGCUUAUCAAGUUCUCUGGAGUAGCUGCCGGGGAGGCGUGUACGGUAGUGCUCCGCGGUUCAACCAACCAAAUGGUCGACGAAGCCGACCGAUCACUGCACGACGCGCUCUCCGUUCUGUCCCAGACCGUGAAGGAGACCCGUAUCGUCCUCGGUGGCGGAUGCUCGGAGAUGCUUAUGAGCUGCGCCGUGGACGAGGCCGCGCGGACGGUGAAGGGCAAGAAGGCGCUCGCCGUCGAGGCGUUUGCGCGCGCGCUGAGGCAGAUUCCAAUAAUUCUCGCGGACAACGCAGGAUACGACUCUAGCGAGCUCGUCACGAGGCUGCGCGCAGCGCACUUCGAAGGCAAGAGCGACGCGGGGUUGGACAUGAACAACGGGAGCAUCGCGUCUAUGCGCGAGUUGGGCAUCACGGAGAGCUACAAGCUGAAGAGGCAGGUCGUUCUCAGCGCUAGCGAAGCGGCAGAGAUGAUUAUUCGGGUGGAUGAUAUUUUACGGUCGACGCCAAGGAAGCGGGAAGCGCACUGAUCCGCAUUUGUAUCAGUAACUCAAAACUUUGCAUUAUGGAGCAUUUCCGUUUUUCCAUUGCGUACCCUGGUAUGGAAUGAAAUGAGCAACUACCUCUCCAGGCAACGCUCUCAGCCAG